AUGCCUCCUCUUCUUCCACACACGGUACCAGAGCAUUUCGCAUCUAUCGUAUCAAAGUAUGGAGACCAACCAGCAGUCAUAUCCCGAUCGCCAACAACAAUUGCAUCAUCCUUUCCCGAGCCCCUGGGCUCGCCGGUCCCCACGGCUCAGGAGACCAUCUUGACCUAUGAGGCGCUGGAUACUGCCUCGAACUCUCUUGCUCAUUCGCUGAGGUCACUUGGUGUCAAGAAAGGCGACAGAGUUGCUGUCAGUCUCGGAAACUGCGCCGAGUAUGCGGCUCUGACAUACGCCAUCUUCAAACUGGGAGCCAUCCUGGUGCCGCUGAAUCCAGCUUUCAACGCGAAGCAGGUGGCGGCCGCCCUCAAGCAUCUCGAUGUGGAACUCCUCAUCAUAGGUGCUGUCACGGAUCUGGCUUACAAGCCCUGCCGCGGGCGCAGCAACCUACCGCUGCUCGAGACUCUUGUGCCUGAUCUCAAGUCGGGGCGCGUAGAGUCGCAAGACGUACCUAGCCUUAGGACAGUCGUCGUACUGGAUAACAGUCCCUCUCAUCCGCUGGUGUCCUUUCCCCUGUCCUCUUUGAAGUCCCUGACAUCUUACUCUACACUAGUAGAGUCGGCAGCGUCAAAGUUUAGCUCGUCACGCAGCGUCUCGCCGGACUCGCCCCUGGAGCCGACCGAGACGAUCAACAUUCAGUUCACAUCGGGCACAACAUCGCACCCCAAGGCUGCAAUGCUGUCACACACCAGCAUCCUCAACAACGGGGCGCUGAUCGCCGCGCGAAUGGGUUUGGUCCCCGACGAUCGAAUCGUCUGUCCGCCGCCACUAUUCCACUGCUUCGGCUGCAUCCUGGGCUACAUGGCGACCGCGACCACCGGCGCCGCCAUCCUGUUCCCAAGCCCGGCGUUUGACCCUGUCGCAAACCUGCGCAUGGUGGCGGAUCACCGCGCGACAGGUCUCUACGGCGUGGCCACCAUGUUCGUGGCCAUGCUGGAGCUGCUCUCCGGCGAGCACGCGCCCGUGCCGGCGGACGUGGUCGCGCGCUUCCCGGACCACCUGCGCAAGGGCAUCGCGGCGGGCAGCUCCGUGCCCGAGAGCCUGAUGCGGCGGCUGUACGGGACGCUCGGCCUCAGGGACCUCGUCAUCUGCUACGGGAUGACGGAGACCAGCCCCGUCAGCUGCAUGACGGCGCCGUCGGACCCCUUUGAGAAGCGCACGUCCAGCGUCGGGCGGGUGAUGCCGCACACGCUGGUGAAGGUCGUCGACCCGCUCGAUCGCGAUCGGGUCCUGCCCGUUGGGCAGAGAGGCGAGCUCGCGGCCAGCGGGUAUCUCGUCAUGCAGGGCUACUGGGGCGACGAGGAGAAGACCAGGGAGGUGCGCAUCCUGGAGCCGGACAACGACCAGGGGCGGCGGGAGCUGGAGAUGAACGACGAGCCGGACUAUGGCGAGCCGGCGGUCGAGACGAACGGCGAGGUGAGCGACAUGGGCUUUGAGGAGCACCGUGUGUGGGUGUACAGCGGCGAUGAGGCGAGCAUGGAUGCGGAUGGAUAUAUUGAGAUCACGGGCCGCAUCAAGGACCUGAUUAUCAGGGGUGGCGAGAACAUCCACCCCUUGGAGAUUGAGAACUGUUUAUUCCAGCAUCCGCUCGUUGCGGAGGUCAGUGUCGUGGGUGUGCCGGAUGACAAGUAUGGAGAGAGCGUGGGCGCCUUUGUCAUUCCGUAUAAGGGGGUGAAGACGAUGGAUGUGGCGAGUGGGAGGCAGGGGGAAGGAGCCAAGAUACUUACGAAGGAGGACGUAAGGCAGUGGGUUCGAGAGCAUCUCUCGUCGCAUUUGGUGCCGAAGCACGUCUUUUGGAUAGAUGAGUAUCCGAAGACAUCAAGCGGCAAGAUUCAAAAGUUCAAGCUGAGAGAUACAGCAAACGAGCUGCUCAAGGGAUCACCGGCAUGA
Molecule: messenger RNA, 1944 nt
Organism: Phaeoacremonium minimum UCRPA7
Lineage: Eukaryota; Fungi; Ascomycota; Sordariomycetes; Togniniales; Togniniaceae
Product: putative short-chain-fatty-acid- ligase protein
Exons: 2
Coding region: 1-1944 (647 amino acids)
Biological process (GO): fatty acid metabolic process
Molecular function (GO): medium-chain fatty acid-CoA ligase activity
Source: RefSeq, a predicted model, not a curated record